AAUGCAAAGUCUAUUGAUUUGUGGAUUAAUAUCAUUAGUGAAAUGUUGGUGGGAUUUAGGACACAUGAUGACAGCCUAGAUAGCUAAAAACUAAUUAAGAAAUGAUAGACCAGAUGUUUUAGCAUGGGCAGAUUCAUUAGUAUAAGAUUUGAAUAAUUUGACUGAUGGAAGAACAAAUAGUUUUGUUGAAGCAGCAGUAUGGUUAGAUGACAUAAAGGAAACAGGAACUUCUUUUCUUAAUGAUUGGCAUUAUACAGAUAAACCAAUUAAUCCUGAUGGGUAUAAAGUAUAUCUAUUAUAUUAUAGACUCUUAAUUAAAAUUGAAGAUUAAGGUAGGAAUAUAAAUUCUAUAUAUGCUAUAAACUAAGCUACAGCUGUUUUAACUAAUAGUAAGACUGCGAAGUAUCGUCAUACUAUGUUUAAGGCUUAGAUGUUAAGAGUCUUAUUACAUGUGAUAGGAGAUAUGCAUUAACCAUUACAUGACACUACAUUUUGGAAUGAUACAUAUCCUAAUGGAGAUGCUGGAGGUAACUUUAUGAAGAUCCAAGUAAUUAUUUCUAUUUAAGAUUUAGUUGAAAAAUGGAAGUUUUGUUAAUUUCCAUUCAUAUUGGGAUGCUGUAGCUUUUACUAUGGUUUCUAAUACUACAUUUAUGUCAAGACCUCUAUCUUAAUCUGAUCAUUAAAAUCUUGAUAAAUAGUCAAAUGACAUAAUUAAUAAAUUCCCGAUUAAUAAAUAUUAGAAAUAUGACAUGACGUAUUUGACGUAUUAUAUUUUAGUAAUCCAACUGUAUGGUCAUUACUUGGAUUUAGAUAGGCUUAACAAUUUGUUUAUCCUAUGCUCUAGAAAUCCAAUACAUUCAAUAGUGAUUAUGAGAUAUAGGCUAUUGAAUUUUGUUAAGAAAAUCUUGCUAUUGGUGGAUAUAGAUUGGCAGCUAAAUUAAUUGAAAUUUAUGAUACUAUAUUGCAAAAUGAAAUUAGACUAUCAUAAGUUUAAUGA
Molecule: messenger RNA, 997 nt
Organism: Paramecium sonneborni
Lineage: Eukaryota; Ciliophora; Oligohymenophorea; Peniculida; Parameciidae
Source: the annotation of a GenBank genome assembly